Messenger RNA from Schistosoma mattheei, 312 nucleotides. The record is from the annotation of a GenBank genome assembly. NCBI's taxonomy places the organism in Eukaryota, Metazoa, Platyhelminthes, Trematoda, Strigeidida, Schistosomatidae.
AUGCUCCAACAACAAUCUCUCACAAAUCGGUCAAUAUCUAAUAUGACUACCGAGUAUUUACACAGUGAUCAUAAAUCACAACUAGUGACAUCUAGACAAUCUAGUCAUCCUGUUAAGUCUGCUUUACCUGGACGUCGAAAUGAUGUGAAUUCAAACUUGAUGACAACAAUUUCUCACUAUCCUACGGAACUAUUGCAACAACAGCAACAACAACAACCUGGAUUACUUCUUCAGGUAUUGCCACAGGAAUAUCUAGCAAAUUAUGCUCAGAAUUUGGCUAAGCUUAAUGUCAUAAAAAUUCUGGAGAUUUAG